This is a messenger RNA of Effrenium voratum, 652 nucleotides long. Lineage: Eukaryota; Dinophyceae; Suessiales; Symbiodiniaceae. The record is from the annotation of a GenBank genome assembly.
CGGCUGCAUGCAAGCGCUGCCUCAAAGCUGCCUGCGCUGGGCGAUAGGAUGCGCUAGGCCAGCCUUGUCACCCUAGCCAUGGCGGCUAAGCCGCUAUCGCACAGUGAGGUCUUGGCGCUGGUCGCUCCGCUGCUGCACGAGUGCGGCAAACCUUUCCGCAAGUUUAAGAGGGCCUUCAUUCGGCGAGCAGAUCAUGCUGAGACGGUGGAGACCAUUUUGAACGGCAAGAAAGAGACAGAGAACGUUGCCAGCGAAGGUGACAUGGUGGUGCGCGCAGAUACUUCAUCUCAGGAGGAGUACAUUAUCUCAAGAGAGCGUUUUCAGCAGGCCUAUGACAUGAGCAGCGCUUCCGAGAUCGUGGACCACCCAGAGGCGGAGCACUUGCGGUUGCAGGGCUUCAUGUCCUACAAGCCGAGGCGCCGGGUCUUGGCAGUGGAGGUGGACGAGGCGUUGCUUGCGAAGCAUUUCCCAAGUCGGAUGUUUAUGGCACCCUGGAAUGAGCCCAUGGCAGUAGAGCCAGGCGAUUUCCUGGUCAAUGGAAACCAGUCCACUGAAAGCAUCACCGAAAUUGUCCGCAUCGAAAGGAUGACUUUCUUUGAGACUUACGAGCCCUGCUGCCGCCACAAGGAUGGUGAGGGGGCCGAUCGGACUG